CCCUUGUCUCACACAUCUUUCUCCUUCUUCUUCACAACAAACUAAUCCUCAAACCAGUCUUAAAGUUCGUCUUCCUCAAUCUGUGAUUUUUAGGGUUUUGUUUUCUUCUUUUUCUUCCUUAAUCUCUCAAUUGCUUAGACUCUUCCUUAUCUGCCAACACGUUACACGCAAAAAAGAACGAUUUUUUUCAUUCUUCUUGUAGAUGCAUAGAGAUAUGUAUUCUUCAAGAGGAAGUGGCUACGGACAGCAGCAAUACGGCUCGCAGUCUGGUUAUGCUCAGAAUCUUGGAUCUGGUUAUCCUGGAAAUUCAGUCAGUGGUGCAGAAGGAGGCUCUCAGAUUUCUUUGAGUAGUUCUCGCCAUCCUUCGAUUACAGGUGCUCCUCAAGAGACUGACAUUGGUGGAUACAGAUCUCAUUUAUCUACAGCUGCUGGUCAUUAUGGGACGCAGUAUGGCUCUACCUAUGGAUCAACUUCCCUUAGCAGCUCUCAGCCUUUAAGCACCAAUGGAUUAGGUUCUUCUGUCUUGGACAGCCGCUCUGGAUAUGUUCCUACUUUACCAGAUUCACCAAAAUUUGCAUCUGGAAGCUAUUUGUCUCCUUCCAGUCAUGUUUACGGUCAAAAGGCGGACGAUUUGUAUUCUGAUAAGCUGUCUGGUUACAUUCCGGUUGACAGAAGGUCGUAUGGUGAACGGUCUAGCGCUUAUAUCGGUAGGGAGUUGCAAAAUGAACCAACUAGUCGAUAUCCUGAUUCAUCUAGUUUUGGUCGUCAGACUGACUUGUAUGAUCGCAUUGAUCAAGCAUCGCUCCUCCGAGGAGAACAAUUAUUAAAAAUUCAGUCGCUCCAUACCUCUUCUGUUGAUGGAGGUGUCAGACAACCCGAUUAUCUUACAGAACGAAGUUCUACUGUACGCCAUUCUGAACAAGAAGCUAUGCAUUAUGGAGGAAGGCUUGAGUCUGAUCCUCACGGUUUAUCAGUACGCAGCACAUCUUCUUAUGCCAGCCAACAUACCCCAUCGUUAUUAGGAGCUGUUCCUCGGAGAAACUUAGAUGACUAUAAUUAUCCGGAGAGUUCUUCAAAUCCUGGUUAUGGCGUUAGCUUACCUCCAGGCAGGGAUUAUGGUACUGGGAAAGGUAUCCAUAGUGCAGCGUCUCUCGACUUGGACUACCCUGGUGGCAUACUGGCUCGUGGUGGUGGUGGUCCUCGUGUUGAUGAUCUCCGGAAAGAUGACCGCGCGAGUUAUCUCAGGGAGUUUGAACUAAGGGAAGAAGAGCGUCGUCGCGAGAAUCUGCGCUCCAGAGAUAAGGAGCGAGAACGAGAGAGGGAACGCGAACGUGAAAGAGAACGAGAGCGCCAGAGGGAACGAGAAAGGCAAAGAGCUAGGGACCGGGAAAGGGAGCGACGGGAGAAGGAUAGAGAAGCGGAAAGAGAACGUGAGCGAAAACGUGCUCUCGAAAUAAAACGAGAUCGGACUCCAACAGCAAGAGCUACGUCCAAGGACACCAAGGAGAGGACUCCAGUGCCUAAAUCUAUUUCUAGGGAUGCACGUAGUUCCUCUUUGCGACGGGAUGCACAACUUCGUGAAGCAUCAAUUAGGCGAACUUCACCUAUUAAGCCAAUAAGGAGAGAUUAUGUCUGCAAGGUUUUAUCCUCGCGAUUGGUUGACAUGGAGAGAGAUUACAUGACAUUAGAUAAAAGAUAUCCCAGGCUUUUUGUGCCUUCUGAGUUUUCCAAGGUUGUAGUGAACUGGCCGAAACACAAGCUUACACUUUCUAUGCAUACUGCUGUGAGUUUUGAGCAUGAUUUCACUGAAGAUGGUGGAGCUGAUGUGAAAAGUACUUCCACGAAGCCUUUAGCUUUGAAAACUGGAGGAAAAACUGUUUGGAAUGCCAAGAUGGUUUUGAUGAGCGGGCUGAGCAGAACUGCCCUGGAAGAUCUUUCUUCAGAAAAAAUAUUCGAGGACCGUAUACCUCAUGUGUGCAACAUAUUAAAGUUCGCUGUUCUUAAAAAAGAUCAUUCAUUCAUGGCGAUUGGUGGUUCCUGGGAUCCCACUGAUGGUAUGGACCCAUCAGUUGAUCAGUCUUCCUUAACUAAGACAAUGCUAAGACACACAAAGGAUAAACUUAAUCUUGAUCUGAGCAACUGCCGUCACUGGAAUCCAUUUCUCGAGAUACAUUAUGACAGAGUUGGGUCAGAUGGAGUUUUUAGCCACAAAGAGAUCACUGUACUAUUUGUCCCUGAUUUAUCAGAAUGUCUUCCUUCAUUUGAUGCUUGGAGAACCCAAUGGUUGGCACACAGGAAAGCUCUCGCUGAGAGAGAUCUACUACUCUCUCAGGAGGGUAAGAAAAAUGCCAUCGCGGGAAAGGGCAGCAAUAAUAAUGUUGAAGUAACCAAGGAUGCAGAGAAAAAGUCUCCAGGAGAUGCUUCCGGCGCUCAGACAACCGGAACUAAGAAGACCGUAAAGAAGAUCAUUAAAAGAGUUGUUAAAAGGCCUGUUAAUGAUGGAAAAGCAACUGGAAAAAAAGGUGAGAAGUCGGAUGAGAAGGAUGUUCCUGAAAAUGUUGCCAUAUCGGAGACCACAGUCCCAAAAGAAGAAUCCACUGGUACAUCUUCUAACAAGAAAAUAGUGAAAAAGGUAGUAGUGAGACCCACACAAGGUCAAGAGAAGGGCUCAGAAAUUGUGACGGGAGCUGAAACUGGAGAUACUUCAGAUCCCAGUGCUAAGGCUAAUGAGCAGACUCCUUCAAAGACAAUUGUAAAGAAAAAAAUUAUUAAAAGGGUGGCUAAAAGGAAGGUUGCUGAAGUUGAAGAUAGUAUGGGCAGUGACUCGAAGAAAGAGGGUGAUAGUGAUGAGAAGAAGGUAGUGGAUGCGGGCAAGAAAACCCCUGAUUCAGAUAGUAUGGAGAUGAAACUGACGGCUGAAUCUUUAGAAGAAGUAAAAGAAAAGAACGCCUCCACUGCUGUGGAAAUAAGACAGAAUACAGGAUCUCCGGAUACUGAGAAAAAGGAGGGUUCCUCUAGUUCUAGUAAGAAAUACACUAAGCCAGUUGAAGACAAGAAGGGUGAAAAGAAAAACAACUCAGAGGCUCAAUCUGAGGGGAAGAAUAUUGAGAGGAAUAGUUCUGACGAGAAAAAGGUAAAAGAAAAGGUUACUGAGAAAGAGAUUAAAGAGAGAGGUGGAAAAGAUGAGUCCAGGAUACAAAUGAAGGAGAGGAAAAAGUCUGAGGAACCUCCUCGGCCUGGAUUUAUUUUGCAGACGAAACGGAACAAAGACUCCAAAUUGCGUUCACUUUCGGUCUCUUUGGAUUCGCUCUUGGAUUACACUGACAAGGACAUUGAUGAGUCAUCAUUCGAGCUUUCGUUGUUUGCGGAAUCACUGUUUGAGAUGCUGCAGUAUCAAAUGGGUUCCCGUAUAUUUGAAUUUCUCAAGAAACUACGUGUAAAUUUUGUGAGACAAAGAAAUCAACGGAAGAGGCACCAGGAGGAGUUGUCUGUCAAGCCAAACGAAGCAAAAUCUCAAAAUAAGCGUCAGAAGACAAUUGAACACAAAGACAACAACACCUCUGUUAUAACCAAAUCCGCUCCUGGGAAAGAUGAUAAAGAAAACUCAGGAAAGGAGAUCGUAGAUAGUCAGGAAAAUUCAGAUAAGGAAGCUGUAGCUAACACUGAAGAAACUUUGGGCAGUAAAGAAGUUACGGGGAAUGAAACUUCUAAUAGGGAAGUGGAUAACCAGGAUGAGGAAGAUGAGGAGGACCCAGAGGAAGAUCCCGAGGAGGAUCCUGAAGAAGACCCUGAAGAAGAUCCAGAAGAAUGCGAGGAAAUGGACGUUGAAAAUUCUGAGCAAGAAGACCCUGCUGAAGAGCCGAAGAAGAAAGAAGGAAAUCUUGAGAAUACUAUUGGCACUGUUGCCGAUUCUAUAACUGAAGUUGCAACUGAUAAAAAAGAAGAAAGAGGCCGGAUCGAUGAAAAAACUGAAAUCAAGACGAAGUCUGAAACUGAUAAGCACGGGAAGCAAGAUGGAGGAGCCUCUGAUGCACCAAAACGAGAGGAAGCAGUUGAUAAAGAGCUGUUACAGGCUUUCAGAUUCUUUGACCGUAACCAGGCAGGCUAUGUUAGGGUUGAAGAUAUGAGAAUGACCAUUCACAGCUUGGGAAAGUUUCUAUCUCACCGUGAUGUCAAGGAACUUGUGCAAAGCGCUUUGUUAGAGAGCAACACUGGAAGAGAUGAUCGAAUUUUAUACAACAAACUUGUUAGGUUGUCUCUAUAGAAGAAACAAAAUACUAAUAAUGUUCUCAUCUUGUGUCUCUGUCACUUCCUGAUAAAUGUUUUUCCCUAAUUAGUUUGUUUCUGAAUCCACCAAACACAUUUAAAUUGUUUUCAUUAAUAAUAAUAAUAUUGGAGACACAGGCAACUUUACAACUUUA
Messenger RNA from Capsella rubella, 4421 nucleotides. RefSeq names its product cell division cycle and apoptosis regulator protein 1. The record is from RefSeq and is a predicted model, not a curated record. Gene Ontology annotation, cellular component: nucleus. Lineage: Eukaryota; Viridiplantae; Streptophyta; Magnoliopsida; Brassicales; Brassicaceae. The transcript has 19 exons. Gene Ontology annotation, biological process: regulation of DNA-templated transcription. The coding region runs from base 203 to 4264 and encodes 1353 amino acids. Gene Ontology annotation, molecular function: calcium ion binding.